ACAGUGGCUCUGCCUACCUAGCUCAGUCCAAUAAACUUCCAGUAACAACUGAAUCAUUAACCACUUUCAAUACAGUAUGCAAAUCAGGCAGAGCGUCUUCUCUUGGGCUGUUUUCAUUAUAUCGUGGCUCAUCCCUCAGAAUAUGGUCAAGACAUAUCUUUCAAGGACAAUACCCAUUCUACAGAAUGGAAUUAUCAGGGUAUCUUCUGGAAUAACUGCAAAAUCCAGUGCUUUCCAAAUACCUGCUGGUGUUGACAAUGAGUUGGAUGAAGAAUUUAACCUGAAUCCCUGAAAGAUAGAUACAUCUACUGUGAGUAAUUAUAAUUUUGGAAAGAAAGACACAAAUGACACCAGAGAAUGCAUGAAGCUACCGGACCAGCUGGAAAAAUAUUACCUUACCACCAUGUACUCUCUUGAAUUCAUCUUUGGUUUCACUGGAAAUGCUGUUGUUGGUUUGGGUUCACUUUUCUACUGGAAGACCUGGAAAAGUAGCAACAUCUACCUGAUCAACUUAAUCCUGUCAGAUUUAUCUUUUCUUUGCACACUGCCAUGGCUAGUGUCAAGUUAUUCCAAAGGAAUAGAUGACAACGUGUGGUGCCAAUUUAACAGAAUUAUCCUGUAUUUUAAUUUGUACACAAGCAUCCUUUUCCUGACAUUUAUAAGUAUUGACAGGUAUCUGCUCAUGAAGUAUCCCUUCAAAAAUCAUUUUCUGCAGAAGAAAGCCACGGCUAUUGUUUUCUCAGUAGCCAUAUGGAUCUGGAUUAUGUUGGAACUGUCUCCUAUAUACUACUUCAUCACCUUUCAGAAUAAAAGCAACAGUAGCCAAUGUUUAGAUUAUGCAAGUUCAGGAGAUGCACUCCCCAGCCUCAUCUACAGUCUGAUCUUGACAGUCACUGGGUAUAUAAUCCCAUUGUGUAUCAUGUGGUUUUUUUAUGUAAAGACUCGUGCUCUCCUUAUAAGCCACAGUUUGCGGUUCACCACCGCUCUGCCUCUUGAGAAGCCUCUCACGCUAAUCAUUAUGGCAGUGAGUAUCUUCUCACUUCUCUUUGCUCCCUAUCACAUCAUGCGCAAUGUUAGAAUUGCCUCCCGAAUAUCAUCCUGGAAGCCUUCCGAAUGCACUGAGAACGUGAUUAAAGCUGCUUACACAAUAACAAGGCCUAUUGCCUUCUUGAACAGUGUAAUUAAUCCCAUCUUUUAUUUCUUAAUGGGAGAUCACUUCAGGGAAACGCUCAUGAUCAACAUAAGGUAUUUCUUAAAAAGAGUUCUACCUUGCUAUAAAUGAAGUUUCAAUGAAGUCUUUGGACAGAUAUGGAAGUUGCUAGUUUAUGCAAUACAAGAUACAAUUUUUACUAAGAAUUUGGCAAUUGUCCAUGAACUCAAGUGGAUUCUAAACGUGGACAUUAAAUCCUGUUGUUUUCUUCAAGUAUUUCAUCCAAGCUUGAAGUAUUAUGGCACACGCUUGGAUCUUGUUAGGUGGAUAAAAGGCCAGAUAGUAUCCGAAGUAUAAAGUGAUUAUCAUCAGUUUUGGAUCCGCACCUUCCUUUUUCAGAAAGACAUACACUUGAAAUGGUGUUCCAUACUAGCUGAAUUCCAUUCAAGAUGGAUUACUGGGGUAUGUUGUAUUGCAUGUGAACUACCUCUGAAAAGAAAGUAAAACUCAUGCCUAAUAUAACUGCCAGAGUUAAAUCCUUACCCAAGGAGAUUGGGUCAUAAGUGAUAUAUUGCCGAUUGCUAAAGAGAGGUUUGUAUGGUGAAAAACAGGAUACCCAUUUCAAGCAUUUAAAUUAUAAAUAGUAUUAGGCUAUGGGAGACAUUCUUCAAAUUUCUUUGAAAUAAGAGAAUUAAAGCAGAUUCUCUUUCAUUGACAGAAAAAAAAUCAGAAGGCUGUCUCUACUGUGUAGUAAUUUAGCCUUUAAAACUCUAAAUAAAUUAGAACCAGUUAUCUAAAUAACUUUCAUUAUAUACCUCUCAAUCAGCUGACCUCCUGAGUAUUUUUUUUUGGAUUAGAAAAGCAAUUAACUAAAAAGGAGGAUGUUUCUCUGAUGCACAGAAUUCAGUGACACAUUAUAGUAGAGGUCUUCAAACUUGGCAGCUUUAAGACUUGUGGACUUCAACUCUCAGCUAUGCUGG
This is a messenger RNA of Ahaetulla prasina, 2130 nucleotides long. It is a transcript of the gene SUCNR1, whose product is annotated as succinate receptor 1. The record is from RefSeq and is a predicted model, not a curated record. The transcript is spliced from 3 exons. Gene Ontology annotation, biological process: G protein-coupled receptor signaling pathway. Lineage: Eukaryota; Metazoa; Chordata; Lepidosauria; Squamata; Colubridae. Bases 362 to 1282 code for a protein of 306 amino acids. Gene Ontology annotation, cellular component: plasma membrane. Gene Ontology annotation, molecular function: G protein-coupled receptor activity.